AUGGUGUAUCUGACGAUUUCAACGUCGCCUUUUCAAUCUCAAGUUUCGGACCUUCUUCCGUGUAACAACAAUUCCAAAUCGUCGUUGUCUUUUGCGUUGCUUAACGCGUAUGGUUUGUUGAAAUACUUUGAUGAGGUUGUAAGCCUGCCGAGCAGCUCGAUCAAUGAUUUAACGCCUUUUCAUUGUAAAGAAUACCUCAAGCUGGUUCUAGAUCCUGAGCUUAUAAAGGAGGCUUCGAGCGAUGAAGUUGAUCGUGGCUGGGAGUCUCUAGCAUUGAUGGCCAAGGAUUGGGGCGAGCUCCAGAGUGACGAACAAUCAUUCGCUUGGUUCGAGAACAAAAAGCUGCUUUAUGAAUUCUACUCUCACGCUCUAGGUCUCGAGCCAUGCUCUGAGGGCGAGAGUUCUGUUCAGUGCGGCGAAUUGGGGCCUUCGGACCCUGGCAGCCCCCAGCGCGAACUUCUAUCCGGUUAUAAUGGUGGAUUCAGUGAAACUGGUCUGGAUAGACGCGUUUUGGAGAAAUAUGGUCUCUCACACGACUGCUACCUCUUUGCGUAUUUACCACUCUAUUGCCAAGUUAUCGCCGGUGCCACUCUCUCUCUGGUACGUGCUGCAUGCCUGCGACACGAGCGUGCAAUUUCUAUCAACUGGGAUGGCGGACGACAUCAUGCAUCGAGGUCUCGGGCUAGCGGCUUCUGCUACAUUAAUGAUAUUGCCCUUCUCAUUCAAAAACUACGUAGGCGGGGCAUUCGGAGAAUAAGCUAUAUUGAUUUUGAUCUACACCAUUGCGAUGGAGUUGAACGAGCCUUUCAGCACUCUCAAAGCGUGCAAACCAUAUCUGUUCACCUUCAUGAGCCUGGGUUCUUUCCAGGUACCGGUUCCUUGAAAGAAGCAUCCGUUGGCAAAAACGUUGUGAACAUCCCUGUACAGCAUGGAAUGGACGACACAUUUCUUAACCAAAUAGUACAACGUGUCAUAAUGCCAUGCAUACGAAGCCAUAACCCAGAAGUUUUAGUGAUCCAAUGUGGCGGUGACGGCCUUAUGGGUGACAAAUACAAGGAGUGGCAGUUGACAAUCAAAGGGCUCGUUAAUAAUAUAAUGUACAUUGUGCGGGGGUUUCCCGCCACAAAUGUGGUUAUGCUGGGUGGCGGAGGUUACAACGAAAGGCUCAUGAGCCGAUUUUACACUUACUUGACGUGGAAGGUGGUUGAAUUUUCCAGGGGUGAGGGCCUUAAGGAUCCAUUUGAUUGCGAAGAGGACAUUAUUCCCGACCAUGAGUUCAUUGAGAGUUAUAAAGACGAAUUUUACAAGUUUUGGGCUUACGACAUUGACGGAGGCAAAGGCAAGUUGCUAAAAAAUGAAAAUGACCUCGACUACGUCAUGAGGCUAGCCGGUUUUUACAAUGUUAGAAAUAAAGAAGUCGUUUAG
Messenger RNA from Lachancea thermotolerans CBS 6340, 1425 nucleotides. It is a transcript of the gene HOS1, whose product is annotated as histone deacetylase. Bases 1 to 1425 code for a protein of 474 amino acids. The transcript has a single exon. Lineage: Eukaryota; Fungi; Ascomycota; Saccharomycetes; Saccharomycetales; Saccharomycetaceae. The record is from RefSeq and is a predicted model, not a curated record.